Messenger RNA from Penaeus chinensis, 2481 nucleotides. Its product is annotated as adhesive plaque matrix protein-like. Lineage: Eukaryota; Metazoa; Arthropoda; Malacostraca; Decapoda; Penaeidae. The transcript has 3 exons. Bases 1 to 2481 code for a protein of 826 amino acids. The record is from RefSeq and is a predicted model, not a curated record.
AUGGGCAUCUGCAGGCUUGGCUUCACUGUAAAAGCAACCAGUAGCAGUUUGCAUUGUAUGUCAUGCAGCUUCAGUAGAAUACCGCUCUCCUCAAAACAUCUCUAUGCUGAGUCAUCACCAUGUACCCAGUCACCAUCCUCAUACCCAGUCACCAUCCUCAUACCCAGUCACCAUCCUCAUACCCAAUCAACAUCCUCAUACCCAGUCACCAUCCUCAUACCCAAUCACCAUCCUCAUACCCAGUCACCAUCCUCAUACCCAGUCACCAUCCUCAUACCCAGUCACCAUCCUUAUACCCAGUCACCAUCCUCAUACCCAGUCACCAUCCUCAUACCCAGUCACCAUCCUCAUACCCAGGCACCAUCCUCAUACCCAGUCACCAUCCUCAUACCCAAUCACCAUCCUCAUACCCAGUCACCAUCCUCAUACCCAAUCACCAUCCUCAUACCCAGUCACCAUCCUCAUACCCAAUCACCAUCCUCAUACCCAGUCACCAUCCUCAUACCCAGUCACCAUCCUUAUACCCAAUCACCAUCCUCAUACCCAGUCACCAUCCUCAUACCCAGUCACCAUCCUCAUACCCAGUCACCAUCCUCAUACCCAGUCACCAUCCUCAUACCCAAUCACCAUCCUCAUACCCAGUCACCAUCCUCUUACCCAGUCACCAUCCUCAUACCCAGUCGCUAUCCUCAUACCCAGUCACCAAUCACCGUCAUCAUAUCCAGUAACUAUCCUCAUACCCAAUCACCGUCCUCAUACCCAGUCACUAUCUUCAUACCCAAUCACCGUCCUCAUACCCAGUCACUAUCCUCAUGCCCAAUCACCGUCCUCAUACCCAGUCACCAAUCACCGUCCUCAUACCCAGUUACUAUCCUCAUGCCCAAUCACCGUCCUCAUACCCAGUCACUAUCCUCAUGCCCAAUCACCGUCCUCAUACCCAGUCACUAUCCUCAUACCCAGUCACCAAUCACCGUCCUCAUACCUAGUCACUAUCCUCAUACCCAGUCAUCAAUCACCGUCCUCAUACCCAGUCACUAUCCUCAUGCCCAAUCACCGUCCUCAUACCCAGUCACUAUCCUCAUACCCAAUCACCGUCCUCAUACCCAGUCACCAAUCACCGUCCUCAUACCCAGUCACUAUCCUCAUGCCCAAUCACCGUCCUCAUACCCAGUCACUAUCCUCAUGCCCAAUCACCGUCCUCAUACCCAGUCACUAUCCUCAUGCCCAAUCACCAUCCUUAUACCCAGUCAUCAUCCUCAUACCCAGUCACCGUCUUCAUACCCAGUCACCAUCCUCAUACCCGGUCACCAUUCUCAUACCCAGUCACUAUCCUCAUACCCAGUCACUAUCCUCAUACCCAAUCACCGUCCUCAUACCCAGUCACUAUCCUCAUACCUAAUCACCGUCCUCAUACCCAGUCACUAUCCUCAAGCCCAAUCACCGUCCUCAUACCCAGUCACUAUCCUCGUAACCAAUCACCGUCCUCAUACCCAGUCACUAUCCUCAUACCCAGUCACCAAUCACCGUCCUCAUACCCAGUCACUAUCCUCAUACCCAAUCACCGUCCUCAUACCCAGUCACUAUCCUCAUACCCAGUACUAUCCUCAUACCCAGUCACUAUCCUCAUACCUAAUCACCGUACUCAUACCCAGUCACUAUCCUCAUACCCAAUCACCGUCCUCAUACCCAGUCACUAUCCUCAUACCUAAUCACCGUCCUCAUACCCAGUCACUAUCCUCAUGCCCAAUCACCGUCCUCAUACCCAGUCACUAUCCUCAUACCCAAUCACCAUCCUUAUACCCAGUCAUCAUCCUCAUACCCAGUCACCGUCUUCAUACCCAGUCACCAUCCUCAUACCCGGUCACCAUUCUCAUACCCAGUCACUAUCCUCAUACCCAGUCACUAUCCUCAUACCCAAUCACCGUCCUCAUACCCAGUCACUAUCCUCAUACCCAAUCACCGUCCUCAUACCCAGUCACUAUCCUCAUACCCAAUCACCGUCCUCAUACCCAGUCACUAUCCUCAUACCUAAUCACCGUCCUCAUACCCAGUCACUAUCCUCAUACCCAGUACUAUCCUCAUACCCAAUCACCAUCCUCAUACCCAAUCACCAUCCUCAUACCCAAUCACCAUCCUCAUACCCAAUCACCAUCCUCAUACCCAGUCAUUAUCCUAAUACCCAAUCACCAUCCUCAUACCCAGUCACUACCCUCAUACCCAGUUACCAUCCUCAUACCUCGUCACCAUCCCCAUACCCAGUCACUAUCCUCAUACCCAAUCAUCCUCCUCAUGCCAUUCACUAUCCUCAUACCCAAUCACCAUCCUCGUACCCAGUCAUCAUCCUCAUACCCAGUCACUAUCCUCAUACCCAGUCACCAUCGUCAUACCCAAUCACCAUCCUCGUACCCAGUCAUCAUCCUUAUCCGCUUCCAUCACCUCACUCACUACCCUCUUCAUCCUGACCACUGUCGUUACUGCUAG